UUUUUCAAGCAGACCUGAGCAUCACCGGGGGCUGGGAGGGUGGGGGGCCCCGCGGCGCUGCCAGACCGACCCCUGCCCAUCGCUCUUAAGGAACUCUCAUGGCUUCACGGUUGCAUACAAGUUGCCGUGCAUCGUGGUGGACUAUCGGAGUUUGCAUCCUGGCAGCCGCGCUCCUACCAGGGCUGCAAGCUCAGACUGUCUUGGUCAAUGACAGCGUCUCGGGGUUCAUCGGCACCGACGUGGUGCUGCACUGCAGCUUCACCAACCCGCUGCCCAAUGUGAAGAUCACGCAGGUGACGUGGCAGAAGGCCACCAACGGCACCAAGCAGAAUGUGGCCAUCUACAACCCCGCCAUGGGCGUGUCCAUCCUGUCCCCCUACAAGGAGAGGGUGACUUUCCGGAACCCUUCCUUCAAGGAUGGCACCAUCCAGCUGUCCCGGCUGGAGCUGGAGGAUGAAGGGGUUUACAUCUGUGAGUUUGCCACUUUCCCAACCGGCAACCGGGAAGGGCAGCUGAACCUCACCGUGCUGGCCAAGCCCACGAAUUGGAUGGAGGGCACCAAGAGGCCGCUAAUUGCCAAGUCUGGCAGGACAGAAAAGAUCUUGGUAGCCACCUGCACCUCCUCCAACGGGAAACCCCCCAGCACUGUCACCUGGGACACGAAGCUGAAGGGGGAAGCGGAGUUCCAGGAGAUCCGGAACAGCAACGGCACCAUCACGGUGAUCAGCCGGUACCGGCUGGUGCCCAGCCGCGAGGCGCACCGCCAGCAGCUCAUGUGCGUGGUCAACUACCAGCUGGAGAGGUUCACCGACAGCAUCACCCUCAACGUGCAGUACGAGCCAGAAGUCACCAUCGAGGGCUUUGAUGGCAACUGGUUCCUGAACCGCAAGGAUGUGAAGCUGAUCUGCAAAUCUGAUGCCAACCCCCCAGCUCACACCUACGAGUGGAAGCUGCCAAACGGGACCCUGCCAGGGAGCGUGGAGAUCCAGAACAACACCAUCUACUUCAAAGGGCCCGUGUCCUACAGCGUGGCCGGCACCUACGUCUGCGAGGCCACCAACGCCAUCGGGACACGCUCGGGCUUGGUGGAAGUCAAUGUCACAGAAUUUCCCUACACCCCGUCUCCAAUCGAUGAUCACAAAUCCAUGGUGCAGCCGAACAUCCCCACACCGGUGAUUGGGGGCAUAGUGGGAGGCGUCUCGCUGGUCCUGCUGGUGGCCGUGGUGCUCUUUGUGGUGCUCCGGCGCCGGCGGCACACCUUCAAGGGUGACUACAGCACAAAGAAGCACGUGUACGGCAACGGCUACAGCAAGGCCGGCAUCCCUCAGCACCACCCCCCCAUGGCCCAGAACCUCCAGUACCCCGACGACUCGGACGACGAGAAGAAGCCGGGCCCCUUGGGAGGCAGCACCUACGAGGACGAGGAUGAGGAUGCAGGAGGAGAGCGCAAGCUGGGCGGCCCCAAAGCCUACGAGGAGGAUGCCAAGAGGCCUUACUUCACCGUCGACGAGGGCGAGGCCCACCCCGAACCUUACGACGAGAGGACACUCGGCUUCCAGUACGACCCCGAGCAGCUCGACCUGGCCGAGAACAUGGUGUCGCAGAACGACGGGUCUUUUAUUUCCAAAAAGGAGUGGUACGUGUAGCUCCAUGCCCCCGUGCUACACUCACACACUCACACACACACACACACAAACACGCUGGCGAGCGAUGCCCUCCCUCCCCUGCAUCCCUCCGAGCACACCCACGCACGCCCCGGCCCCGCACAGACUUUUUGGAUGCUCCCAGCAGGAUGGGGCUGGGGGCAGGCGGGGAGGGAGGGCGGCUUUGCUUACGGAUCCUUUGUUUUUUGUUUUUUCUGGGGGGGGAGGCGGGGCUCGUGCGGGAGGGCGGGAGGUCGGGUAAUUAUUUUCUCUCGGUUUUGGUUUGGCUUUUUAAUUUCUCUCUUCGACGACUUUCGUCCCCUUCUGUGGUGUUCGUAUUGGUCGGUGGCUUAGGUGUUUUACUCUUUGCUUUAACGACUGUUGCCCAGCCUGUAUAUUACACUCUGUUUGUGUCUUCAUGUCUCAGAGUGCCCUUCCCUCCCCGAGGCUUCCUCCUCCCACUCCCCCCCCCCGAAACACUGGAAAUUUGUUUGUAUGUUGUCUUCUUUGUUUGUUUUUUAACCCUGGGAGGGGGGCAGGUGGGCUGUCCGUAGGACAGAGGCCAGGAGAGUUUUAUGGCAAUGGAAACAUAGGUGCCAUUAUCAGGUGAAUGGAUUUUGGGGUUUUUUUUCCCCCAAUAUUUUUUUUUUUUUUUAAUCUUUUUUGGUGGGGUCUGGGUGACAUUCCCAUUGCCUGCUGCACACCUGGAGAGAACCACACACAGUUUUUAAUGACUCAAUAAAAGGAAAAUGAGGAGAAAGGGGGGAAAAAAAAGCCCUAAACCAAACCCCAGGUGCAGGGGCUGAUAGCAGAGCAGGGAAACAAAACUGCCAUUUUCCUCCCACAAUUUAUUAUUGCCUGGCUUUUCAUUUUUCUGUCUUUGUUUGAGUGUUCUUUUAAAAGAAAGAAAAGGAGUAUUUAUUGGUGACAUUUUUCCCCCUGUGAUGGCUCAGAGAAAGGCUGGCUCUUUUUGUUCUUGUUGCUGUUGUUGUCACUGGUACCAGCCACAGAGCAGUUCACUGGGGCACAUCCACUGGGGAAGGGACCAACUGAGGACACUUUGCUUCCACACAUUCACUGCCUUCAGCUCUGCUCUGCACACCCAGGCAGGGCAGGACCAGCCCCUGAGUUUUAUUUUAUUAUACCACUAAGACUUAAUUGUCAUGUGUUUACACUUUAUUUUUUAUUCUGGUCAGAGCAGGGGGGUGCUUUUCUCUCUCUCUCUCUCUCUCUCUCCUAGCAACAACCCCGUGGCUGCACCACGUAGCUGGCAUUGAUUGCCACUUUUCCGAUAUCACAUCCUCUCCUGAGCACAGGCUUGGCAGACAGGGUAGGAGGGAUUGAGCCUGGGGUAUUGAUCUCGCCCUCCUUGCCUUGAGCCACGGCGGUGUGCUGGGGAGGUUUGGAUUGCUGCUAUCUCUGCUCUGUGAAUAAAUGGGAUUCCAGACUUCAGGGCCCUCUGUCUCACACCGACCAUCUCCAGAUUAGGUUCACUGGGUUGGGGCUUAUUUUUCUUCUUGUGGGUUAUAAUUUUUUUUUUUUUUAAUUUGAUGUAUAAAUAAAUCUUUUGUUUGAAAAGAAAUCCCCAGUUUUCUGAGCUGUAUUAUCAUGCACAUCUAAAAAUAGCAGGACUAAUUCUCCUCCUGCCUUACCUGCUGGGUUUUGUUCCACAGCGGUUAUCCUGCUGCAAAAAGGGAGGAGGGUGGAGAGGCAGAGCCACACAGAUGAGUCAAGGUCAGAGCUCUGAUCCAGGCGGCCUCCAAAGCUUUCCUUUCCCUCGAGGUGCUCGGUGCAGACCACAGGGAGCUCAGCCUGAGCCAUCCCCAGUGUGCUCUGAUUGCAUUAGUGGGGUACAAUCCAAUUGUAGGGCUGUAAUCUCUCUGCUGUUCCUGCCAGCCCCUCAGGCUUCCUGGCUUCUGGCACGACAGCCACACGCCCCAGGAAAGCUGCUUUGUGUCCUCUCAGAGCCAGGGCAGACAGAGAUUCCCUCGGGAUCCCUCAGGCUGAACCAUCCCAGCUCUGUCCACUGCCACCAGGAGCACCCUGCUAGCAAGAAAGCCCCAAUAAAGGAAAUGAAACCUCUUAACAUCUCUCCAAAUCUCAGAUUACCAAUGAUUAGGGGUGGGAAUGACUUCCCUCCAGUGCCUUGGGAGAGCAGCACACACAGGGCUUUGAUUCCCCCGAAGGGAGAGCCUGUAAUCUGGAUCAGGGCACAGUGUGUGGUGCAGGGGGAAUUCCCAACAAAGUCCAUCUCUGGAGUGAAUAAUCCUUUUGAUCUGAAUGCCACAGCCAGGCUGGGAACAGGAUGGUGACAGUGCCUCCAACACCAAACUCUGGGGAGGCAUCAGAAGGCACCGAGUGAGAUCAGUGGCACAGACCCUGCCCUGCAGAUUUCCCCCAGCACAGGUACACCCUGUCAGGAGGUGCCUUUGGAAAACAAUCUUCCAUAAAAUCUGCAGGGUCCAGCAGUGAUUUGUCACCUUCAGGUCACUGCUCAGGUCUGGCAAAUUCCCCCAGCUCUGUGUCCUAAAGGAGCAAAGGCUGGCAAGUGGGGCAGAAGGGCCUGGGGGAGAUCAGGGCUGUUCCCAAGUUUGGGGAUGACCAAAGGAACACCAAGAAAUCUGCUUUGGGAGUUAUUUUGCCUCUGAAGGUGUCAUUUUUGGAGCUGCAGCCUCCUUGGCUUAUUUAUUGCCCAUUCACACACUGUCCACUGAGUGAGGGCUCAAAAACCCAGGGAAAGGAAAGGAGAGACUGGAGCAAUGUGGAAUUUCCAAGCUAGAGCCUGUACAAAAUUCCCUUCCUGCUGCAGCACUUUUUCCUGCCCUUUUUGCACCAGCCCAAAUUUAGCUCAGCCACUUACCUCCUCAGAGUGGUUCAGAAAAGGGGUCAAAUGACCAUUUUUCAUCCAGAACCUGGAGUGGAAGAUCCUUAGCCAGCAUUGCCCGGCACAGCAGCGAGGCACCCUGCGAGUUCAAGGUUCAGUGCUGCAUUUCUCUCAUCCUUGAGCUCUUCAGCAUUGCUCCCCUGGUGCAAUUAUCACCACAGCCACGGAGAAAUGCCACCUCUGUGCUGUCAUUUGCUCCUUGCUGUCCUUUGCAGGGUCAGCUAGAUGGCCAAGAGACUCUUGGGGUGGUAAUUAGCCAAGUGAUUAGCCAUUAAUCCAUAGCAAGGUGGAAGGAAAAAGAAGUGUGGGGGAAGAAAAUCAGAUUGAUGCUUCAUCCGAGAGCUGGUUUGGUCCAGUAAUAGCAUCCCUGCCUUCUCUGGGUUAAACUGCUCUGAGGGGAACCCUUGGAGGGAACUAAUGAGUUUUUCCAGCACCAUCAAGCAGAAGGUGGUACCUGAUCCUGCCGGGGUGAGCUCAGGAGAGAGGCCAAAGGGAGGAACCACGUGCAGGGCCUGCCAGGGCAGCUCUUGGCUCGGCGGAUGGUGUCACCUGUCCCUUGGUGCCCCAAUUCCCCGCAGUGGGCAGGUUCUGGGUCACACAUCAGCUCACAGGCUGGGUCCCUCCGGCUGCCUCAAGUGAAAAAUCCCCGCUUCUCCCACCCCGCUUCCAUCAGAGGUGCUGAGGAGGUGGGAAAUACCCCCAGGACCCGGCAAAGAGCCAGUGGCAGCUCCCAGUUGGGUGAGGGAAGCUGUCCCCUCUCCUCCCCUCCAGCUCGGUGCUAGGGAGCUGCUGCUGCUCUCCGGGAAAUGUCCCAUUUCACACCAGUCCCGAGCUGCUGUGGUCCCCUGGCUGGCAGUGCCUCAUCACCUCCCUGGGCUGGGCUCUGCCAGGGAGCACAGACACCAGCCUGGUGCUUCUCCCUUUCCCAAACCCUCAUCCUGGAUGGCAAAGCUUGUGCUACCUCAGGGUGGGUGGGGAAGCAGUGAGAGAGAGGACAGUGACUCAAAAUUCAGGUGAAUUUGGGCCAAUCCCCCCUGUUUCCUUCCCGGUGUGAAUUCAGGGAGCUGUGCAAGCAAACAGAUCGCAACCCACAACGAGCCUGUGCUUUAUGCACAAAGACACCCUGCUGGGGCUUUUCUCUAGUUUUAUUCAUUGCAAUUCACCCUAGUGAUGUUAUUUUCCCUUAUUUAAUUACCAGGUUUGUUGGGUUUUUUUCCCCUGUUAAAUUAUUUUCAUUCAAGCAGGGGAGGAAAAAAAAAAACCAAAAAAAAAGAAAAAAACAACCUGAAGAUUUCCUCAUGAAAUAAAUCAACGAACUGAGAUGGUUGCACCAAAUUGAUUGCAAAGACAUGAGGGACAAAGGGAACCAUUUUCCUGAUGUUGAGUCAAAAAGAAACACAACAACAGUUCAGCAAAAAUCGCGGAGGGUUAGGGAGAGAGAGAUUCCAAAGAUUGAUUUUGAGGCAAUUAGAGAAGGGAGUGUGAUUGGAAGGGGGGCUGCUGCUCUGCUGGGUGCUUCCUUCUGCACACACACACACACAUACACACACACAGAUCUUUGGGGUCUGGGUACCAGAGUAAAUGGAGGGGAAAACCCCAUUGCCCUUGUGGGGGUCAGAUGUGUCAUUCCUGCAGGCUCUGAGGUUUCCGAUGUGGGAACAAGGGGAUCCCAGGCUGCCAGAGGGUUAAAAUCCACUUUUAAGUUUCCACUGUGGGUCUGUGCAGGCUGUGGGGACAGGGGACACUGCCAGCCUGUUCUUUAUUGAUGAGGUGUGAAACAGCACCUCGGCUUCCCCACCCUGCCCUCCUUCCACCCCUUCAUCCCCAGGGAAAUUGCUGCCAGUUUGAGCUUUUCCUUGGGAUGAGCAGGGGAAUCCUUGGGACAGGGGAGGGUGUGAAGCCCUUGGGUCCUUCCCAUCAGUCCCGAACUCACCCCGGAGUGGGGACCGAGGGCAGGGGGGCUCAGCCCAUCAGCAAGGGAAGGAAAGGCAAGCCCCAGCGAGAGGCUGAGCUUGGCUUUGGGAGCAGGGGAUGGUCCGUGUGUGAUUCCCUGGGCUGAAUGGAAGGAGCUCACCGAGUCACAUCCUCCGCUGGCAGACGCUGCUGUUGGUGGAGGGACUCUCGUUGAGCAUCUGGAUUUCCUUUUCUUUGGCCUUUCUCUUUUUUUAAAACAUGAUUCCUCAGCUCCAG
Parus major (Great Tit) is the source of this 6717-nucleotide messenger RNA. RefSeq names its product nectin-1-like. The record is from RefSeq and is a predicted model, not a curated record. Gene Ontology annotation, biological process: protein localization to cell junction; heterophilic cell-cell adhesion; homophilic cell-cell adhesion. Gene Ontology annotation, cellular component: adherens junction. The coding region runs from base 99 to 1646 and encodes 515 amino acids. The transcript has 6 exons. NCBI's taxonomy places the organism in Eukaryota, Metazoa, Chordata, Aves, Passeriformes, Paridae.